CUCUGUAAGAAUGUUUUGAUGAGUUUUGGUUGCUAAGGGGGUUUCAAAAUUUGAAUUUCCCGCGUGCGUGACAUUUGACAGAGGACGCGUCAGUCAAUGUAAAAAUGGCGGACUUUUGUAAGCUGAUUGUGGGUUUGUAAUGGAUACGAUUGUACAAGGGCCCCCCGGGGAAGGGGCCCAAGACUUGAAUCUAGUCGACGCGACUUGGACCACCCAAAAUUCCCAAGAAAUUGUAAACAACAACUCGAUCCUCUACAUCGCCGUCGAGUACAUCAAAGAUGAGUACAAAAUGGAGCCCGCGGUUAACCUACCGCAGCCCUCGGAGAGUUUCACCGAUUUUGAGCAACACGUGAGCCCCCUUGACCCGAAUAUGAGUUCAGUGGCGCGGUACAGCCCUGUGUAUAGCGAGCCCACCCCUGAGUACAACCCUGUGGUCAUCCACCAUCUGGUACAGUCGAAUUCCGGCCAAAGCGACAUUAAUAAUUUGGCCCCUAAUGCGGCCCUGGAGACCAUGCCGGUGUUGUGCAAUAACGACAUAAGAGAAGUGGUAGACAACCAUUUCUUGCAAAUGGUCAAUUCCAAUAACCAGCUCCAAGUGGGCCCCCCCAACGAGCAGGAAGUGGCACUUCUGAUAACUGACCAAGAAACCGGGAUUUCCUACAGUGUCAGGGGGCAAGAAUUUCUCGUCGAAGACGAACAGUUGUUAAAUGCGUUGAGUCCGGACCCGCUUUUGGACCCCCAUCUUUUGACACUGGACGAAAAUGCGCUUAAGACCGAACUAGGGGACGAAAUAAUAAACUCAACAGUAAACUCCGCCGUUAAUAAUUAUAUCACGAGUUUGAGCGCUGCGGUAGACAGCGACGGACAGUACAAGAUGGAGACCAGGAGGCAGAAACAGAACGAGGUCGAGUUUGAAGAUCAGUUAUUGUCCAAGGUUUAUAGUAUUGUGGACAAACCGGUGCCGUCGAGGGCCAGGGCCACGCUUCCAGAGUCCUAUUUGAGUCUGCUUAAGGUGGACCAAGCAAUCGGCGUUUUUGCCAAGAAAACAAUCCCUAGAAGUACACAAUUCGGACCUUUGACUGGAGUUUUGAAACCAAGCACCGAACGUUUGAAAAAUAGUCCAACUUCUUUGCAAUUUUUCAUAGAAGAUGAAAACAACGUCUUGUCACAAAUUGAUGUUUCAGAUGAAAAUGCCUCAAACUGGAUGCGUUUUAUAAGACAAGCGACGAAUUUUAACGAACAGAAUUUGUUGAUAACUCAAGAGGGCAACUGUUUGUAUUUCACAACAACGAGGAGUAUUCUUCCGAAACAGGAAUUGAAGGUUGGCUACAGUGUGCCCUACGCCACCCGUCACAAAUUAUCAAUUCUCGUCCCGGAAGAAGAAAAAUCCUGGCCUUGUUACGAAUGUCCCGAGACAUUUUCCUCCUCUGAUGAGUUACAAAAACAUUUGAACGUGCACGACAGCGAUGAGGAAACCAAAUGGAAGAAAAAGAACCUAAAAAACAAGAAAAAAAUCCCCAAAAGCGAAACCUUCCAAUGCAACAACUGUAACGAAUUGUUUGUCCAACCGGGAAAAGUCGCCCUCAGACAACACUUGAUUGAAAAACACCUUUUGAGCGGUUUGGAUUUAAUCGAUCAGUAUUUUUCAUCAGUCAUGAAUUACAAAUGUGAUAAUUGCGAAUCGGUUUUCAACUCGGAAGCUUUGCUAAAAAUCCACAAUUAUCUUCACGAUUCGGACAGUUCAGACGAACAAACGAAUCACGUGUGUCCCAACUGUCAGAAAAAAUUCCCAACUCAACGCCAACUUGUCACGCAUGUCGCCACACACGCCCUCACCAAGAAACCGGAAACGGAAACGUUCAAGUGUCCGGUGUGUCACAAAAUGUUUGCGAUGCGUGAGCGACUUAGACGCCACAUGCUGGUCCACGGCUCGGACGACUCAAAGCCUCUCCAAUGUAAAACUUGCAAUAAACGCUUUGUGAACAAUUCGGCCCUCGCUGGCCACAUCAAGACCCACCUUGUCGGUAAAAAAAUCUUCGAGUGUCCCAUUUGUAAAGAAAAUUUCGAUCAUGUAUUAAAACUGAAACUCCACGUACCGAAACAUUGCGAAAACAACACCUAUUCGUGCCCCCAUUGUAGUAAAGUCUUCAAGAAGUAUAGUAUUAUAAGGAAGCAUAUUCGGGCGUUUCAUUGCGAUCAGAAACACGCGUGCCCCCAUUGUAUUAAAAUGUUCCCGACUUUGGAUAAGUUGAAAAUGCAUCUUUUGCGCCAUUCGGACCAUCGAGAGUUUUUGUGUGCCGAUUGUGGCAAGCAAUUUAAGCGCAAAGACAAGUUGAAGGAGCACUGCAAGAGGAUGCAUUCGGAAGAGCGGGAAAAUGACGUCCCGAGGCCCCCCAAACCUGUCUCGCAGCCGGUGAAAAAAAUCAAUCCGAAGAGUGAACCCACCGAUUUCCACCGUUUCAUCUACAAGUGUCACACUUGUCUUGUCGGGUUUAAACGUCGAGGCAUGUUGGUGAACCACUUGGCGAAGAGACACCCGGAUAUAAGCCCGGAUUCGGUCCCGGAAUUGAAUUUACCGAUUUUGCAAACGACACGUGACUAUUAUUGUCAACAUUGCGAUAAAGUGUAUAAGAGUAGCUCGAAACGCAAAGCGCAUAUUUUGAAAAAUCAUCCGGGGGCCGCUUUGCCGAUGAGUAACCGGAAACAGGGGAAUUUUCCGGAUAGUUCCGGGCUUCCGAAUCCGACAUUUUCACAAACGGUGGGGAGUAUUACCACAAGGCCGCAGAAUUGCAAGUGGUGUCAUAAACAGUAUGCGAGCAAAGCGAAAUUGUUGCAACAUCAGAGGAAAAAACAUAGCGAGCAGUUGGCUCAGCAGAAUGGGGGCAAGGAGGAGCAGAAGUAUACGCCCCCGGAGCAGGGGGAGGGGCAGCAGAGCGACUUGCAAGAGUUUAAGGUGUCUGAGAGCGACAUUUUGAACAGCGCCCUCGAGGAGUACAACAAGCGCGGAGGGGAGCAGUUUUGCCAUUUUGUGGCGAUCGGCGGUGGGGACGAGUUUGAACAGCCGGGGGACUUGGGGGCCCCCAAUUCGCAUUUGUAUCGUUUACUGACAACGAGUAACGAACUUCCAGGUUUAGUGCCGCCACGUUGAACAAAAUCCUCGAGGAUUUCGAGUAUUUCCGAUGCUCCUUUGUGAGAUUUCCACUCAAUUGAGUGAUUUUGAUGCGAGUUUGUGCCGUAGGUUGAAACCUACGUAUUUAAUAAAACCAAAAAGUAACAAAAUAGAGAGAUGAGACGAGAUUUUUUGGGAAAUUGAGAUUAUUUUAGCAAUAAUUGUCUUGUAACAAAUUUAUAAACGAAACAAAGCACUAUGUUUGUUUGGCUUGGCCGCGAGGCCGCUUGUGUUUAGGUUAGGGAAGUUUGUUUGGGUCAAAAACUUGUAUUCUAGAUUCUAAAAUUGAAAUAUUUUUCCCCGUAAUAGUGAGUCCCAAGUACUAACACUUUGUAUUUUAACUAAAAUUGUUUUUCUAAAUAAUUAACUAUUAAACUUAGGGAAAUGUACCCCUGUGAUUGUUAAAAACAAGUCGCGUGACUUUAAAUAUUUUUAUUGUAAAAAAAAAAUUGUUAUUAGGGAUAUCCUAAAAACUCAUAUUAGUAGGCCAGGGUUCGGUAUCGUUUUGGA
Messenger RNA from Tribolium madens (black flour beetle), 3679 nucleotides. Its product is annotated as PR domain zinc finger protein 10-like. Gene Ontology annotation, cellular component: nucleus. The transcript has 11 exons. Gene Ontology annotation, molecular function: protein binding. NCBI's taxonomy places the organism in Eukaryota, Metazoa, Arthropoda, Insecta, Coleoptera, Tenebrionidae. The record is from RefSeq and is a predicted model, not a curated record. The coding region runs from base 140 to 3148 and encodes 1002 amino acids.